AUGAAGAGAGAACACGACCACCUCGUUCUCAACCUACUCUUCCUUCACAUCCUCUUAUUGAUGCAAGUCGGAGAGGGACAGAAUACACCAACAGAGGUUAAAGUGGGAAUCGUGGACGAUGUAGGAACGACAUAUUCCAACAGGACCUUGUUCUGUAUCAACAUGUCUCUUUCUGAUUUCUACUCGUCCCAUCCACAAACCCGGACAAGGCUUGUAACCACCAUUGUUGACUCCCAAAACGAUGUUGUUACUGCAGCAGCAGCAGCUCUUGAUCUGAUAACAAACCAGGAAGUGAAAGCGAUUAUAGGACCAUCGACUUCCAUGCAGGCGCAGUUCAUGAUAGAGAUAGGACAAAAGUCUCAUGUCCCGAUUGUAUCAUACUCCGCAACAAGCCCCUUCCUAACUUCCAUCCGUAGUCAAUACUUCUUUCGAGCUACCUACGAUGAUUCAUCUGAAGUUCACGCCAUAAAAGCCAUCAUCAAACUCUUUGGAUGGAGAGAGGUUGUGCAUGUUUACGUCGACAACACCUUCGGGGAAGGUAUAAUGCCUCAUCUCACCGAUGCGUUACAAGAGAUCAACGUCUGUAUACCUUACAGGAUCGUAGUCUCUCCAAACGCCACGGGUGAUGAGAUCUCCGUUCAGCUUCUCCGGAUGAUGACUCGACCCACUAAAGUGUUUGUUGUCCACACUGAAGAUCUACUCGCUUCGAGAUUUUUCGUCAGAGCUAAGGAGAUUGGUCUGAUGAAGCAAGGAUAUGUCUGGAUCCUCACCAACGCCAUCACCGAUGGUCUUGGCCUCAUGAGCGAGACGGAGCUUGAUGCAAUGCAAGGGGUCUUGGGUGUAAAGACAUACGUACCGAGAUCCGAAGAGCUUGAAGCAUUCAAAUCUCGUUGGAAGGAGAAUAGCUUCCCACUUUCUUCCCUAAGCGUGUAUGGACUGUGGGCUUACGAUGCCACCACUGCACUCGCAAUUGCCAUCGAAGAAGCUGGUACAUCAGAUUUGACUUUUGUCAAGACAGAUCAUGAUGCCAUGAGGAGGAACAUGUCUGGCCUUCAAGGUCUAGGUGUGUCUCAAUAUGGUCCGAAACUUCUCCAGACACUCUCUGGAGUUCGGUUCAAAGGUCUUGCUGGUGAUUUCCGAUUUAUCAACCGAGAACUGCAGCCGUCAGUGUUUGAGAUUGUUAACGUGGAUGGGCGUGGAGGAAGGACCAUAUGAUACUGGAUGAAAGAACAUGGUCUGUUGAAGAACGUAGACCACCAAAGACAAGCUACCACUUUCACCACUUGGAAAGAUCGACUCAGACCAAUCAUAUGGCCUGGAGACACUACCUUUGUACCCAAAGGAUGGGAGAUCCCGACAAAUGGGAAAAGGCUGAAGAUCGGAGUCCCAACUAAUAACCAUUUCCCGCAGUUAGUGAAAGGUGCAAAGGAUCCCAUCACCAAUUCAACAAUAUUCAGUGGGUUCUGCAUCGACUACUUUGAGGCUGUUAUUCAAGCCAUGCCCUAUGAUGUUUCAUAUGACUUCAUUCCUGUACAAGAUAUGGAUUACGAGACUUUGGUCUACCAAGCGUACCUCGGGAAAUACGAUGCUGUGGUGGGAGACACAACAAUAUCGGCAAACAGGUCAAAGUACGUAGAGUUUUCAUUGCCGUACACACCAUCAGGUGUGGGUUUGGUGGUUCCGGUUAAAGACAAUGUCAAAAGAAGCAGUACCAUAUUCUUGAUGCCUUUGACAUGGGGACUAUGCCUACUCACUCUUUCGUCCUUUUUCAUAAUCGCCAUCGUCGUAUGGGUUCUUGAACAUAGGGUAAAUCCAGAGUUUGAUGGGCCUGGAAAAUACCAAAUCAGCACUGUGCUCUGGUUUUCUUUCUCCAUUAUGGUCUUUGCGCCGAGAGAAAGAGUGCUUAGCUUCUGGGCGAGGCUCGUGGUUAUCAUUUGGUACUUCUUAGUACUUUUGCUGACGCAGAGUUACACCGCUAGUUUGGCAUCGCUUCUCACAUCGCAGCAGCUUCAUCCAACUGUGACCAACAUAAACAGCUUGCUGGCAAAGGGAGAACGUGUGGGGAAUCAACGUAGUUCUUUUAUUCUGAAAAGACUCAGAGAAUCAGGUUUCUCAGAUGCUAAUCUCGUGACCUACGGCUCUCCAGAACACUGCGAGGAGCUGCUGGACACAGAAUCAACAAAGGGAGGUGUUUCCGCAGUUUUCAUGGAACUGCCGUAUGUGAGACUCUUUCUCGGACAGCACUGUAACAAGUAUAAAAUGGUUCAAACACCAUUCAAGGUCGAUGGAUUAGGCUUCGUAUUUCCCAUUGGAUCCCCUUUAGUAGCUGAUGUCUCGAGGGCCAUUCUAAAAGUGGAAGAGUCAAACAAGGCAGACCAGCUGGAGAGCGCAUGGUUCAAGAAAAUAGAUGAAAGUUGCUCGGAUCCACUCACCAGCCCGGACCCAAAUCCAUCUGAGUCGUUCAGGAAACUUGGCAUCGAUAGUUUUUGGGUGUUGUUUCUCACUGCAACCAUAGUCUGUGCAACUGCACUUGGGAAAUGCGUGUUUCAGUUCUUGAAGGAGAACCCGGAUCAGCGAAACCUGAAAGGAUUGUGGGAGAAGUUCCUUCAGCCAGACAGAAAGUCAUACAUAAACCAAGUGACGAAGAAAUGUCAAUGCUCCAUGAAUAACCAUGAAGAAGCAAACCCAGCAAACAGUGGCAGCCAAAGUUAG
Molecule: messenger RNA, 2712 nt
Organism: Raphanus sativus (radish)
Lineage: Eukaryota; Viridiplantae; Streptophyta; Magnoliopsida; Brassicales; Brassicaceae
Product: glutamate receptor 2.1-like
Exons: 5
Cellular component (GO): plasma membrane
Molecular function (GO): signaling receptor activity; ligand-gated monoatomic ion channel activity
Source: RefSeq, a predicted model, not a curated record